Molecule: messenger RNA, 1570 nt
Organism: Dimorphilus gyrociliatus
Lineage: Eukaryota; Metazoa; Annelida; Polychaeta; Dinophilidae
Source: the annotation of a GenBank genome assembly
AAUUUUUGUGCAUUCUCUAUAUUCGUACAUUCCAUUUUUGUUUUUGGUAGCUUGUCUUAGUAAUUUAUAGUUAAUUCUUGAAUAUUCCUUCUUAUAUUAUUAAGUUGGGAAUAUUUAAAUUAAAAAAAGUCAGAUGAGCAAGAAGGAUCAAGAUACAUUAGACGCCGAUAUCGAUGAUAUUCUAGGUGGAAUUAGCGAUGAUGAGAAACCAGCGCCAAAACCAACUAGAGGUGGACAAACGAAAAAGCCAGAUGUUUACGAUGAUGCUUUCUACAAGAAUUUGAAACCAGACAUUUCAAAUGACAGCGACGUUUCUGAUGCUAAUGAUGUUUUGGCCGGAUUGGCUGAUAUGGAUGAUUUGGAUGCAAAUCUGUUCGGAACUAAAAAAUCGACUACACCUAGCAAAGAACCACCAAAAAAGCCCUUAAGUCAGGAGAAGAAACCAGCGGUUGAGGAAAAGAAACCACCGAUAAAAAAGGAUAUUGAUUUCGAUGAUGAUGAUGAUCCAUUGGAUUUUUUAAAUACUGGAAGCUCUGACAAAUCAAAAGACAGUCGUAGAAUGGAAGUUGAAAGGCCUCCAACUAGAACUGGAAGCCAGAGAAAUGAAACUACGAUAGCGACAAGAGCUGGAUCUAUACAACAGUCAACAUCCAGUGGAUCCAGCGGAAAGAAAAAAAGUGGAGAUGAUUUUUUCGACGACGAUGAUUUUUUAGAUGGCCUUGGCCUUGAUUCUAAGGCGUCUGACAAGCAGAAAUUAGCUUUUGAGCAGAUGUCCAAAGAAAGGGAACAAAUAUCUAGACUGAAAGACAAGUUAUUAGAAGAACAAAAGUCUGCGUUAGUUGAUAUAAGUAAGGAGAGACAGUCUCUGGCUGAAGAACAGAUGCAAAGACAGAGAAUUUUCACAAAGAGAGAGCGGUCAGAUAUUGAAUUGGAGGCUCAAAAAAUGAAAUUAAUGGAAGAUCAGCAUAAAUUGCAAAUUGAUCAGGAACACUUUGAAAAGGAAAAAGCAGAAUUUGAUGUGAAGGUAAGGGAGCUCCUUAAAAAGGAAGCUAAAUUGGACCAAGCUUUAAAAGGUCUACAACAACGUGCCAACGAAGUUCAGGAUUUCACAGCUAUUGCCUUAAGGAUGAAGCAGGAAGGUGUAGAAGCCCUAGCUCUUUCUAGACAAAAGGAAAGCGAACAUAAAUCGCGACUCCAACAAAUUGAAGCGCAGUUAGUAGCAUUACAAACAAAAGAGAAGCGUAUAGCGGAAGAACAGCUCGAAUUAGCUCGCGGUAAGCAGCAAGGAGGAGCUUCAGAACUAUGCCACAAUUGUCGGCUACCAGUUAAAGAUGUAAAUGUCGAAAUGGACAGAGCACCUAUACCACUAACAACACAGGCCAGAAAAUUAUACGACAGAUUACAAUCGUACGAAAAUGACCAAAGUCAAAAUACGAUAAUGAAUAUUUCUAAUCAAAUGCAAGCAAAUAGAUCUAUAACAUUAGCAAAAAUUCAUAAGAAAAAGGAUGAAGAUUUUCUACAAGACGAAAGAAUGUAUUUACAAGCAUUACAAAGCGCUUCUUACAACUAA